UAAGGAAGGUCAUAAGGCUAGCCUCACAAAAUUACAGUUUGCAAAACAGAAGGUGCAUUUCUUGGGGCAUGAUAUCACAGGGGAGGGAAAAACGCUGUCUGCGGACAGAGUCUCAGCUAUUCAGAAAAUUCCCAAGCCGAUCACUGUGAAACAAGUUUUGUCAUUUUUGGGUAUGUGUUCCUAUUGCAGAGCAUUCAUUCCGAAUUAUUCCAUCCUGGAAAGUCCAGUGAGAGAGCUCGUGCACGGUUCGUCCCUCACCGCUUCAUCACCUGUCGUAUGGACACCAGAAGCUGAAGAAGCAUUCCUGGCCCUAAAAGGCGCCCUGCAGACCACACCCACACUGGGACUGCCUGAUCCCAAUAAACCAUUUGUUCAAACUGUAGAUGAAAAGAAGGGUUUUAUGACCUCUGUUCUUUUGCAGAAACACGGGGAUAGAUUGAGACCUGUAGCUUACUUCUCCAGCAGGCUGGAUCCAGUGGCGGCUGGACUUCCUGUUUGCCUGCGUGCAGUUGCUGCAGCUGAAAAGGCGGUAACUGCCUCCAGAAAUAUUGUGGGGUAUUCUAACCUCACCCUUUUGGUCCCACAUGCUGUCUCCCUGCUUCUGUUGGAGAAAAAGACGUCACAUUUGUCAGCACAGAGAUGGUUGAAGUAUAACACAGUCAUACUUGAUAUGCCUAACAUCAUUGUGAAACGUUGUACUGUUCUGAAUCCUGCCUCUCUUCUCCCUACAGAGGACGAUGGAGAGCCACAUGACUGUGUUGCUCUCACUAACGAUUUUUGUUCCCCCAGGGCAGAUUUAAAGAGCGACCCUUUGGAAAAUCCAGACAUGAUCCUCUAUGUGGAUGGUUCAGCCUCCAGAGACCCAGAGACGGGAAAGAACAAAAGGCAGCUGACAAAUAUCGGUUACCAGAUGGUGAAAAUAGACUCCGAUGACUUGCCUGACUGGCCUCCAAACCCACACGAAGACUAUAACCCACCGUUCCAUGACAUCAGCACAGUUGACAUGAAAUUAGUCCUGACUUAAAACACUUUCAUUAUGAUUGUUUCCUGUUCUAUUAUUCCUGAUCUAUGUAUAUGGCUUGCUAGCAUUUAUUUAAGAUGUCUAUGUCUUAUAAAAACAGCCUUAGCAUUAUCCCUGUACACUCAAUGACGUGUUAAGUCGAAUCUCUCUGAGAACUCUUAUCACUGAAACUGUGUACAGUUCUUUUCUUUCCUUUUAGCAAUUUAUCCUAUAGGAUAAAAAGGGGGGAAUGUGAGGGAAUUUUUAAUGGAUGAACAUUAUUAUUCUCUGUGUUUCUGUGUGUUGAGCUCAAGUGGCCUAGACUGAGAAAGAUGUUUUUUCCUAUGUUGUAAUCGCUUUUCUGUGGCCUUGGUGGUAAUGAGCAGGGUGCUUGAGUUCAUCCUAGCUUGCAUCUUCUCAUGAUGUAACCACCAUUCCUGGCCUUGGUGGUGAUAAGCAGGGUGCCUGAGUUCUCAUAACUACGCAUCCGCCCGCACGCCAGGUGCACGCUCUAACAAAGCUUCAUAGAAAAUCUUGAGCCAAUCACGUGAAGAUGCAAGCAGUAAGCAAAUGCCUUUAGAGUAUAAUAGAUA
Neoarius graeffei (lesser salmon catfish) is the source of this 1593-nucleotide messenger RNA. RefSeq lists its product as uncharacterized. The record is from RefSeq and is a predicted model, not a curated record. The coding region runs from base 173 to 1024 and encodes 283 amino acids. The transcript has 2 exons. Lineage: Eukaryota; Metazoa; Chordata; Actinopteri; Siluriformes; Ariidae.